GCACCCCUCCGUGCCGGUUUGCCAGCUGUGUCUUUGGAGCUGGGGCGGCCUGCAAACUCAACCGCCAGCGUUUCUAACUUUCACCUGAGGGUCCCGGCACACGUGCGGCAGAUACCCCCACCCCCUCUUGGGAGGCGGGGCCCUGCUCAGAGCCAAUGAGAGCUUCGGGGGGUGGAGGGGUAGGGAAGCUUCCAGAGGCAGCCAGGGAGGAGGUUUUAAAAGGGAGCACCGACGGGCCCACAAGAGAGCCAUGCAGUCCAAGCGGGAGUGCGAGCUGUGGUGUGAGAGGGUGAAUCCGGAGAACAAGGCGGCGCUGGAGGCGUGGGUCAGGGAGACGGGCAUCUGCCUGGUGCAAGUGAACGGGCAGAGGAAGUAUGGCGGGCCACCCCCAGGCUGGGUAGGCAGCCCGCCGCCGCCCGGGUCGGAAGUGUUUAUCGGUAGGCUGCCCCAGGACGUGUACGAGCACCAGCUGAUCCCACUGUUCCAGCGCGUGGGCCGUCUCUACGAGUUCCGCCUGAUGAUGACUUUUAGCGGCCUGAACCGCGGCUUCGCCUAUGCCCGCUACAGCUCGCGGCGCGGGGCCCAGGCCGCCAUCGCCGCGCUGCACAACCACCCGCUGCGGCCCUCCUGCCCGCUGCUCGUGUGCCUCAGCACCGAGAAGUGUGAGCUGUGUGUAGACGGGCUGCCACCGGCUCUGACCCGCCGCGCGCUGCUGCUCGCGCUGCAGCCGCUGGGCCCUGGCCUUCAGGAGGCGCUGCUGCUGCCCAGCCCCGGGUCGGAGCCCACACAAAUGGCACUGCUCAAGUUCAGCUCGCACCGUGCCGCGGCCAUGGCCAAAAAGGCUCUGAUGGAAGGGCAGUCACGCCUCUGUGGAGAGCAGGUGGCUGUGGAGUGGCUCAAGCCAGACCUGAAGCAGCGACUCCGCCAGCAGCAGGUUGUGGGGCCCUCCUCAAGGGGUCUACAGCCAGAGGGUAGCCAAUUGGUGCUGGCUAGGGACAAGCUAGAGUCCCAAGGGGCUCGAGCUGCCCUGCAGCUGCUGUGCCAGCGGAUGAAGUUGGGCAGCCCAGUGUUCCUCACCAAGUGCUUGGGCACAGGCCCUGCUGGCUGGCACCACUUCUGGUACCAGGUGGUGAUCCCUGGGCAUCCAGUGCCCUUCAGCGGCCUCAUCUGGGUGGUACUGACCAUGGAUGGGCAGGAUGGGCAUGAGGUAGCCAAGGAUGCUGUGUCUGCACGGCUCCUGGAGACACUGAGUGAGUCUGGGGACAGCCUCCCGUGGCCUGCUGGAGCUGAGGCAGGUACCAUGGUUAAGUAGUAACCCCAUUGUCUCCACAGGCAGCCUGAACAAGUAGGCAGAGCCUGUGUCAGUCUCCAACCCAGCAGGCCUGGGUAGCCACCAUCUGAUCCCCAAAAAAGGGGAGGAGCCUGGGCCCUGCCCUGAGCCUGACAGCCUCCCAGCUGGGGCACAGCCCCAGUGCACCUAGGGACAGC
Molecule: messenger RNA, 1488 nt
Organism: Phyllostomus hastatus (greater spear-nosed bat)
Lineage: Eukaryota; Metazoa; Chordata; Mammalia; Chiroptera; Phyllostomidae
Gene: DND1
Product: DND microRNA-mediated repression inhibitor 1
Exons: 4
Coding region: 251-1312 (353 amino acids)
Biological process (GO): germ cell development; mRNA stabilization; negative regulation of miRNA-mediated gene silencing
Cellular component (GO): nucleus; cytoplasm
Molecular function (GO): mRNA binding
Source: RefSeq, a predicted model, not a curated record